CACAACAUUCGCGAUGAAGAAGUUCACUUUCAAGGGCGUGUUGGACGGCUUCCGCAGCUCGGUGCAGCCGACGCCGCGAGGCACGGAGCAGGAGAUCCAGGAGACGCUGCGACCGGAUCACUUCCAGAUUAAAAAGACGUUUCGUCAUGGUUUCCCAUUCGCCCCCACGGCACUCGCCUGGGACCCGAUACAGAAGCUCCUAGCCAUCGGAGACAAAAGUGGAAAUCUAAGAAUUCUCGGUGGCCCUGGAGUGGAUGCACAUGUCCGCCACGAGUCCGGGGAGGCCGUGCUGCACGCCAAGUUCGUCAUCAACGAGGGCGCCCUCGUCACGGCCACCGCAGACGACCAGCUCAACCUCUGGACCUUCCGGCAGAAGUUCCCGCAGAGGGUGCAGGCGCUCAAGUUCCAGAGAGAACGGAUCACGUGUCUCCACCUGCCUCUUCAGUCCAAAUGGAUCCACGUGGGCACGGAGCGGGGGAACGUCCACGUCGUCAACAUAGAGACCUUCGCGCUCAGCGGCUACGUCAUCAACUGGAACAAGGCUAUAGAAGUAACAAGAGCAGUCCACCCUGGUGCUGUUGUGGACUUGAGUGAAAACCCUAUUGAUGCGAGCAAGCUAGUGAUAGCAUUUGAGACCGGCUUGGUGGUUGUGUGGGAUCUGCGAGCGCGCGCCGCCGAGUGGCGAGGCUCGCUCGGCACCGGCGGGCCAGGUGAUGGGGUCCGAGCGGCCGCCUGGCAACACGACGGGAAGCUCAUGACGGCUCAUGCAGACGGAGCACUGGCCACCUGGAGCACACGCUCGCCGAGACCCACCUCGUUGUCCUAUCCUCAUGCGAAAGCGAACAAGGAGGGGAAACCGGAGCCAUGUAAACCGAUCCACAGAUUGGAAUGGAAGACUUCGAGGACGGGCGAGAGUCUGGUGAUUUUCUCUGGUGGCCUGCCGACGGACAAGGCGGGCCGCACGCACAGCAUCACGGUCCUCAACGGGAAGAGCACCACCGUCUUAGAGAUGGAACACACCGUCGUCGACUUCGUCACGCUCUGUGAGAGUCCACACGCUGCUGACUACCAGGAGCCAUACGCCAUCGUGGUCCUCCUCCAAAAUGACCUGGUGGUCAUCGACCUGCUCUCCCCCGGCUACCCCUGCUUCGAGAAUCCCUACCCCAUGGACAUACACGAGUCUUCAGUUACCUGCUGCUACUACUUCGCUGAUUGUCCUUCAGAUUUGAUCCCAGCAUUCUACUCAGUGGGUCGUCAAGGUAACAAGAAGACGGCCGGCUUCAGUGACAAACUGUGGCCCAUCAACGGCGGGGAGUGGGCUCCGGCCUCCUGCUCCUACAGCGAGAUCAUACUGACCGGGCACGCUGACGGCAGUAUCAAGUUCUGGGACGCGAGCGCGGGGACCUUACAAAUAUUAUAUAAACUGAAAUGCUCCAAAGUGUUUGAGCGUCGUGGGGGUUACGAGGAGGAGUCCCCGCUGUGCGUGUCUGCGGCGUCCCUGUGCGCGGAGUCUCGGCGGCUGGCGGUGGCUCUCCCUCACGGACACGUGGUGCUGUUCAAGUUCAGGAAGACGGAGAUGCACGCGGAGACUCAUGUCAUAGAGAUACCUGUCAUCAGUGACUCGGUCGAGGAGGAGACGUCUCCAGAAGUGGAGAACAGUCGCUCGUGUUCCUUCAGCCGCGCCUCCGACUCCGCAGAAGGAGACGGGAAGAAGUCGGGUGGAUGGGCGGGCGCAGGGCUCCGUGUGCGGGGGUCCACGGGCACGGGCGGGUCGCGGCGGGCCCCCGGCUUCCAAGCCGCGCUGGUGGCGCUGCAGCACGGCCCGCCCCACCCUGUCACCACACUCACCAUCAACUCGUCGUAUGGCCUUAUGGCGUGGGGCGGGGAGCGCGGCCUGGUGGUCGUGGACGUAUGGCGUCGUUGUGUGGUGGCAGCUCUGCCCGCGCACGCUCUCUACCUGCCCCACCCCGACCAACACACACACCUCCGUCACGACAGGCGCUCGCCCGACCUAGACCAGCUGGAGGAGUCACCAUCCAGUCCGGACGCCGUCGAGGAAGCUUUUCCCGAUCCUAAGCUCGACAUGAGACGAAAAUCCACCCCCUGGAAGAACUUCAAUCUGAAACGACAACUCUCGAAAGUAGAUCUUAAGUUCAAAGCUGCGUUUGCAGCUCCAGAGAACGAAGAUAAUAAUGAAAAAGGCAAUUCACAAUUCUACUGUGAGCCGUCCGCGCCGACACAAGUCAGCUCAGACCGGACUGAAGCAAUGAAUACGGAUUCACCAGACGAAGUCGAAACCGGUGUUAAAGUGACAGAAGAAGAUAAGAGCCAGCUGUCUUCCCCGCUACGCGUUUGCUCGGACGUGUUCGAGAGAAUGCAUAAAGAGUUGCAGGAGAGAUGGCAGGACAAAGAGAGGAAUGAGGACACUCCAGAUAUAUCACCAUCUCGAUUAGGAGAAGAAGAAAAAGCCACGAGACCGGAUAACCUUCCUCUGUUCGACGAAGACGGCAAACCUUUGCGGCCGCCCCGAGGCAAAAGUAGGAGAAAAGAGGAGACGAGAGAUCAAAGAGAUCAAAGACUCCUCUCGGUGCCUAAUAUAAAGUACACUAAGCAAGAGUCAGUGAAGGAUCUGCGCAAGAAACAGGCCGCGGCUCAGCAACCGCAGUCGUUUGCCGGCAACCUGAUGCGUCGUUUCAGAGAUUUAGUAGGGAGACUAUGCCCAAGAAAUGAGCAAAGUACGGAAGAAGAGACAAUCGAGCGAGUGAUAGAAGUACCCACCAGAAUAGACAAGCUGGACAGCUCGUUUUCAAGAUCGCGAUCCAGCAGCAUGUCAAGCUUGGAGAAUAUCUCUCAAGAAGGAAUUCAGUGUCUAGCGUUUGCCGAUAGUUACACUAAAAAGUCUGAUCCUUCAACGCUACUACCAACUCUCUGGAUCGGUACUACUCUAGGUUCCGUUCUCACCAUGAUGAUCAGUCUACCGGAAGCCGACAUGCGUCACACACAACCCGUGGUCGUCUCCACCAGCGGUGGUCCUAUAUUUAGGCUAAAGGGUUCAAUAUUGGCAAUGUCCUUCUUGGAUUGUAACGGUGCUUUAAUCCCAUAUUCCUACGAGAGUUGGAAGGACGAUAGCAAAGACGUUCGUGACCGUCGCGAACGGACUCCUACCAAACAGAGCUCGUCGGGAAGUAGCAGCCACGUGAGUCCCACGCCCGGCGCAGAGGCGGCGGCCGACAGACAAUUCGUAGUCAUCGCGUCUGAGAAACAGGCCCGGGUCGUCGCGUUGCCUAGUCAAAACUGCGUCUAUCGACAGCAAAUUGUAGAUACUGAUUUCGUAGUGAAGUCUGAGAUAGUCAGUCUUAAAGACAGCGUCUGUCUUGUAAACUAUCUUUCCACGGGCCACCUGGCGGCCUACAGUCUGCCGUCACUUCGCCCGCUGGUGCACGCAGACUUCCUCCCGUUGACAGAGCUGAGCUUCCAGACACAGUCCAAACAGAGGGGUAUCGUAGACCCAAUGCUCUCCAUUUGGGGCCAACAACUGAUAGUUAACGAGGACACGGAUCAAAUAGCAAAGACGUUUUGCUUCAGUAACCGCGGCCACGGGCUGUACCUGGCGUCGCCGACGGAAAUACAAAAGUUUACCUUAGAUACAGAAUUCUGUCAACAGCUGAAUGAGAUGAUAGGUGAACUGUUUCUUCCUCGAGACAUGCCCGAAGCGCCGAAAGAGAGCUUCUUCCGCGGUCUUUUCGGCGGAGGCUCCAGACCCCUAGACCGGGAGGAACUCUUCGGAGAGAGCAGCGGUAAACCGAGCCGCGCAGUCGCUAAACACAUUCCAGGCCCGGCGGGGAUGGAGGCUCUGGGAGCCCGCGCCGGCGCCGCCUGCAGCGAGGUGUCUCGAGCGCAUCAGCUGGUCGUGGAGCGCGGGGACAAGCUGUCGCAGCUGGAAGACCGUGCCGAACGAAUGCACUCCCAAGCCUCCGAGUUCUCCUCCUCGGCGCACCAACUGAUGCUGAAAUACAAGGACAAAAAGUGGUACCAGCUGUGAGCGCCCCGUCUCCAGGCGACGGUCGAGCGCUCGCGUCGGACGGGCUCGUAGUCGGACCGCGCUCGUGUCGUUCAAUUAUCUCUGUGCCUCAUCCUACUUCUCUUCGCUCCCUUGUCACACCGCCGAUGUUCGACUCGAGGGUCCGACGGCGCAUUCUCCUGUCCGAGCCCUCCCCCUCCCCGGGUGUCAUCGCACAGCGGGAGCAGGCCGCGGAGUCGUGUCGCUCGCGUGUACAUAUUUCGUGCGUUCGUAGUCCCGCCCUUCGCCAUGUGAUAAUGUAAAUAAUAUAUGAUUACUAUACUUAAUCUUUUUAUACAAUGAACCUUAUAUGAAAGUAGUCACUUCUCCGUAUCGCACUCUUAACGUCUCCAUCAGACGCUCGUCUCGUCCCGCCGGACGCGUCCUAGAGCGACUGGAGCCACCAGACGUCUGUUUAAGCACGAGCUGCAUAUCCAGGACAAGGGAUUGUACUCUGCGUUUGAGUUACUGGACAUUUCUAAAGUUACGUUGUAGUAUCGAUUACUAUGAGAUUAAUUAAAGUGGCGACUUGACCGUCGAGUAAGUAGAUGUAACCGAUAGAGGUAGGCAACGUGAAGACGCGGACUGUAGCGAUUGUGGAUGCUGUUGAUCUGUAAAUAGUUAACGUAACCUUAAUAUUACGAACUUAAAAAGAUGAAAACUGAAGCAUUGGAUGACAAUAAUUUUGUUACUCUUCAAAAGACGUUUUCUUUCCCACCGCCUGGUGCUUCCGUUCGUGUUAAACGAUCCCUCACUACCUGAACACGUCGGCCACGUAGCGUUCGACUCCUCACUUUUGUUUUUAACUUCGACCCGUUCCCCGACCUUAUUUCGAAGCUGUCUCUCUUCCUUCCCUAUACAGAUCUAUAUUUUUGAAUGUUGUACGAUUAUAAAUUUUAUCGUGUAGGCUGAGUGCGGGUGAGGCUGAUGAAUGAGGGUGCCACCCUCUCACAAUGAUAGCAAUACAAGGUGCGGGAGACCGCGGCUGACCAAUCGGUGUCGUGUCGAUGUUGUUACUUAACUGUUACCUGAUAGAGAAGAAUAAAGAAAUAUGUAAUAUAAGAUGUAAAGUAUUCGGUGAGUUGCGAGCGAGGACGAGCUUGUGGUUGCGGCUUGCCUCAGUACCCCGCACGCUAGUCGGCUCGGGUUCCCUCGCGCACCCCAUCAAGCUGUUGUACAAAUCAACGCGGCGCUUUAUGUAACGGUGCGCCGUAUCGUAUCGUCUCCGUGUCCGUCACGUGCGGUCGAAACAAACGCUCAAAGCUUAGCUCGUCUGCGAAUCCUAGCUUCGACUUUCGUAGUGAGUAGUGUUGCUAGUUUUAUUUAUGAAUGUUGGAUGCCAAAGCUGUCUACUAUUUUGGAGCUCUGUUUUAUAUGUCUACUUGAAGCGUCACCUCUUUAUCAUUUUAGAAUAUGUUGUACUUCGUUUAGUCAUCUUGUGAUUGUGACAACUCGGCGUAGAUCGGACCUAUAGUCGAUUAAAAUGUUAAAGGCUUAUAUAUAUUUAUGAUUCUAAGGAACUAAAAGUUACUUCAAAUGAAGCACGCCGACACUAAAGUCUCCAUGACUGCUCAUAAUCUUAACGGUGACGUGUGCAGCCGAGUUACUGUGAAUGGAAGGUGUCUUUAAGAUAAUACAUGGUGAAGUUUACUUAUAACCAGAUUAUUUUGGUACGUAGCACUUUUUAAAACCGAAGAAUAUUUUCCUAUGUGUAUUAGCGAUCACGGCGGAGGUCAGCGACCUCUAAUAUAUUGAAUUAGUUGUUAUCUACCAUAUAAUAAAAACAGUAGAAAUUUUAUAUUAUUUUAAAUAUUGUUUAAUAUUUGAUGUUUAAAAUUAAAUGAUGUGAUAAGUUCCUUUACGAUAAAUUAUGUCAAGUUUGUUGGAAAUUGAAUAUUUUAUAAUCAAAGUAUAUGAUACAAGUGCAUGUUACAUUUGUUGAGUGAGGCCUGCAGUAAGCUCGUCUCGACCGCCUUACAUUGGUCGACACUCUGUUUGUCCCGUCGCAGCACGAUAUAGUCAAACGUAAUUACUGUCCUAUCGGUAUCAAUACAAUAUCAAUUCCCCAAUGUAAGGUAGUAGAGACUCGUCCGCCGCCUCCGCGCCGCUCCCCCUCACUGGCCAUGUUAAGUUUUGUCAGGUCUAUCCGUUGUUACGGCGCUCUCCGCCCGCUGCUCGAACGUAACGCAUGCGCUUACUUACCUACAACACGAUCCUAACUAAAGGUUCCCAUGAACGAUGGUCGAUUCGGAAAUUGUGGGACUAAAUUAAUGUAAGAUUUGUAAAUAAAUAAUUACCAAAACUUGUGGCAAAUUAUUAGUUGUUAAAAUUUAAUGAUCGUAGUUCCGUUGAAAGUUAUUUUUUUGGUAGACGAAUGUUUCGUUCGUUGCGUUCGUUGAGGCGGGAGUCGUUACUAACUUUACAACUGUAUAUAAGGUAUGCUGUUGACAUAUAUAAUAUUAUUUAGAUUAGACGAUAGAUGAUCAUAGUCAUUAUAUAAAAAUACAAGAAAAAUAAAAUUAUAUCAAAUCGA
This is a messenger RNA of Danaus plexippus (monarch butterfly), 6593 nucleotides long. RefSeq names its product syntaxin-binding protein 5 (gene Tomosyn). Bases 14 to 4042 code for a protein of 1342 amino acids. The transcript has 26 exons. The record is from RefSeq and is a predicted model, not a curated record. Lineage: Eukaryota; Metazoa; Arthropoda; Insecta; Lepidoptera; Nymphalidae. Gene Ontology annotation, cellular component: cytoplasm; plasma membrane; SNARE complex. Gene Ontology annotation, molecular function: GTPase activator activity; syntaxin binding; myosin II binding. Gene Ontology annotation, biological process: regulation of exocytosis; regulation of protein secretion.